AUGAUUUACGAUCACCUUACUGCUGACAAUAUAACAGUAAGUACAUCUGCCUGGAUCGGCAUUGCUGCAACACCCUUGAAAGGUGGUAAAACUUUUCACAGUAUAUUCAAGCUUCCAUUUCCUUUGUGUGAAACAAGUGUGUGCCAUGUUCCACCAAAUUCUAUUCAAAGAAACAUUCUUAGGCAAGUAAAAGUCUUCAUUAUUGACGAAGCUUCAAUGAUAUCAGUUUAUGCUUUGAAAGCUAUAGAUAAUUGUUUAAGAGAUAUUAUGAAUAGUAAUAGUAUAUUUGGUGAGAAAACUAUCAUGCUAGGAGGAGAUUUUAGACAAGUUCUUACAGUUGUUCCCAGAGCUCCUCCUGCAGCUGUACUUGAUGCCUGCCUCAAACACUCUUCUAUGUGGGAUAAUUUUCAUCAAAUGCAACUUACACAAAACAUGUGA
Molecule: messenger RNA, 438 nt
Organism: Octopus bimaculoides (California two-spot octopus)
Lineage: Eukaryota; Metazoa; Mollusca; Cephalopoda; Octopoda; Octopodidae
Product: ATP-dependent DNA helicase pif1-like
Source: RefSeq, a predicted model, not a curated record